AUUUCUGAAGACAUGGCCACAGAACACAUUAAUGGGAAUGGUACAGAAGAGCCGAUGGACACGUCUGCUGCAGUUACCCAUUCUGACCACUUCAACACUUUAGUAGAAGCUGGUCUACCACAGAAAGUUGCUGAAAAGCUAGAUGAAAUUUACCUGGCAGGCCUCGUGGAGCACAGUGACCUGGAUGAGAGGGCCAUUGAAGCUCUGAAGGAGUUCGAUGAGGAAGGGGCACUGCAAGUUCUGGUCCAGUUCAAAGAGAGCGACCUGUCCCAUGUGCAGAACAAAAGUGCCUUUCUCUGUGGAGUGAUGAAGACCUACAGACAGAGAGAGAAACAGGGGACCAAAGUCGUAGAUUCCACGAAAGGACCAGAUGAAGCAAAGAUUAAGACGCUGCUGGAGAGGACGGGCUACACUCUUGAUGUCACUACAGGUCAGCGCAAGUACGGCGGUCCUCCUCCGGAGACGGUGUACACCGGAGCUCAGCCCACGGUCGGGACAGAGAUCUUUGUGGGGAAGAUCCCGAGGGACUUGUUUGAAGAUGAGCUGGUGCCUCUGUUUGAGAAGGCCGGGCCGAUCUGGGACCUGCGUCUGAUGAUGGAUCCUCUGAGCGGCCUGAACCGCGGCUACGCCUUCCUCACCUUCUGCACUAAAGAGGCUGCGCAGGAGGCCGUCAAGCUAUGUAACAAUCAUGAGAUUCGCCCGGGCAAACAAAUCGGCGUGUGUAUAUCAGUGGCAAACAACAGACUCUUCGUGGGCUCCAUUCCCAAGAGCAAGACGAAAGAACAGAUCGUUGAAGAGUUUUCUAAAGUCACAGAGGGUCUUACUGACGUCAUCCUCUACCAUCAGCCGGAUGAUAAGAGGAAGAACAGGGGCUUCUGUUUCCUGGAGUACGAGGACCACAAAACGGCAGCACAGGCUCGACGGAGGCUCAUGAGCGGGAAGGUGAAGGUCUGGGGGAAUGUGGUCACCGUCGAGUGGGCCGACCCCAUUGAGGAUCCUGACCCGGAGGUCAUGGCAAAGGUGAAAGUGUUGUUCGUCAGGAACCUGGCAAACAGCGUCACGGAGGAAAUACUUGAAAAAGCGUUCGGCCAGUUUGGCAAACUGGAGCGAGUGAAGAAACUGAAGGACUACGCCUUCAUUCACUUUGACGAGAGAGAUGGAGCGGUCAAGGCGCUGGCAGAGAUGAACGGUAAAGAUUUAGAGGGAGAACACAUUGAGAUCGUGUUCGCCAAGCCACCGGACCAGAAGCGGAAAGAGAGGAAGGCACAGCGUCAAGCAGCGAAGACACACAUGUAUGAUGAUUACUACUACUACGGGCCUCCUCAGAUGCCGCCUCCUGCCAGGGGCCGGGGCAGAGGUGCCAGUCGGGGCGGUUACUCCUACCCUCCUGACUAUUACGGCUACGAAGAUUACUACGACUAUUAUGGUUACGAUUACGAUUACCAUAACUACAGGGGUGGCUAUGAUGACCCGUACUUCGGCUACGAUGACUACCAGGCGCCCGCUCGAGGCAGAGGGGUGCGCGGCGGGGCUCGAGGCGGGGGCAGAGGGGCCGGCGCUCCACGGGGCCGGCCGGGCUUCCCUCAGCGCGGAGGUCUGGGGGCCAGCAGGGGCCCACGCGGAGGAGCCAGAGGCGGGGUUCUGCCGAGAGGCCGCGGGGUACGUGCUGCUCGGGGUGGACGCGGUGGAAAUGUAGGAGGCAAGCGCAAAGCCGAUGGCUACACCCAGCCAGAUUCCAAACGGCGCCAGACCAUUAAUCAGAACUGGGGCUCGCAACCCAUUGCACAGCAACCCUUGCACGGUGGCGAUCAUUCUGGGGAGCGGGGUGGAGGCUGGUCCUGACAUGUCCCAGUGAAGACUGACCAGCUCCCAUCAGGUGGGGUCACCAGGUGCUGUCGGCGGAGGGGUGUGAGGUGCGGUCCACGCUCCAGCUCGGCUCCUGCCUUACCCAAGCAGAUCUACUCCACGAUCGACAUCAACGCAGUGUCACGAUUACACGAGUGUGUGUGUGUGUGUGUGUGUGGACUCUUCUUUGUGUUUCGUUUUCUUUUGUUUUUGUAUUUAAUUUUUAAGUUUAUGAGAGUGUCCCAGAACCCUUGUGUCCUGAGAGAAACGCCAUUUACCGUGGAAGUAGCCCAAAGGAGUUUUAUCCUUAACGUUACAUGUAUUUUGCACUUUGUGGAUGUGUGAAGUGGCUUGGAGGAGCUUGAUGCUGUUGUAUAUUUGUGUAUUUUUAACUGGAGCUUAUCAUGAGGACGAACAUGUUAAGCUUGUAUUUGAGUCUUGCCUCUUUUUUUAGUUUUUCUUCAGUUGUUACACCCUGGCGUGACUGACCAGGCAUUCCAGGUGCAAAUGGUUCUUUUCUGAACCUUUUUUUAGGGUGUUUUUUUGGAAAGGGUUGGUUAACUACCUCAUCCUGGAGGCUGAAACUGCCCUAUCUGUACUGUACAUACGGAGACUUAAUGCAAGCAGGGCUUUUUAUAUUCAACUUAUGCACAAGGGCACCAUCAGAGCCAAUGUACCUAGUGUAUUAUAGUCCUUUUGUAAUGAUGCUGGACAGUCAGACUGGGCAUGUGAAUGACACUUAUGUGAUGAGUCUAAAGAAGCCUUGCCUGAGCGAGUCCUGCCUCUGAGGAUGUAGUUACAGCUCGAGAGACCGGUCAGGAGGAUGAUACUUGUGUGUGUGUAAAGGCUUGAACUUGAGGAAGAAUAUACUUUAAUAAGCUUUAGCUGUGUUUCUCAGACCCCCGCCCCAAAUGAACUGGUUUUAAAACUUUUUUUGUUUGUUUUAAAGAGAUAAUUCACCCAAAAAUGAAAAUGUGAUGUUUAUCUGCUUACCCCCAGUGCAUCCCAGAAGUAGGAGACUCUUCAGUAAACACAAACACAGUCAGUCAUAUAAUGGUUGUCAAUGGGCUCCAUGGCUUUGAGAGUAAAAACAAAAACAUAUACAAAUCAAAUUAAACCCUGCGGCUCAUGAUACAUUGAGAUCUUAAGACAUGAAACGAUCUGAAACUAAACAGUAUUUAGAUGUUAUACUGACCUGAGCGCACGACGCGUGUACUUGCUCUGGCAUAGUAGACAUAUUAGAUAAAUACUGUUCAGUUUCUUGCACAGACCAAUCAUUUCAUGUCUUAAGAUCUCAAUGUAUCAUGAGCCGCAGGGUUUAAUUUGUUUUUGUUUAGUCUUGAAGCCGUGGAACCCAUUGACUGCCAUUAUAAACCAAAGUCACCUACAUCUGGGAUGCCCUGAGGGUAAGCAGAUAAACAUCACAUUUUCAUUUUUGGGUGAACAAUCCCUUUAAGAAGAUGCAGCCCGUGUUGAUGGCUGCUUUAUCAAUUUUGAAACCAACACCAUCCCUUUUGUGAACUACAUGCCGCUUAGGCAUACACAAAUCACCAUAGUUUUUAAAGGUAAGUCCAGAGAUUCACCUGCACAUGGACAUCGUUCUGAUAGCCGUUCAGAUCAAUCCGCUGCUUCCUCGUUCUCUCGAUGGAGGUGGUUAGGCUGGUCUGGCUGACAGGAGAUCAGCUGGGAUUGAUAUCUGUGCUUAAGCUUUGCUCCAUCUCCACCCUGGCGCUGAUUGUGGAUCAGACUGGACUGGUGAGAGCGUCAUGCCAUUCCCCGUUCAGUCUGUAUGAAGAGCUGUGCUCAGGGCGGGCAGGAUGUCUGAUAUCAGUGAACUGGGCACACCAUAGCUGCCUUUUCAUCACAUUUAAUGUGAUGGAUUAUUAAGAUAUGCAUCGUUUUGGGCAUGUUAUUGGUGACUUUAAUUCUCUUAAGCGCUUGUUACAGGGUUUAUACGUUUUUAAAGGGAUUCUGUUGAUGUUUCAGUUUCUUUAUUUUUUUGCCUCUUUAAAAGUAUUGACUGGAUUUUGAAUAUGACUGACUCCACGAUUAUUUCUGUAUCACCAUCAGACCAUUUUUAUAAAAAAUGGUGUUUUAAAGUACUGCUGCAUAACAAGUGUUUUUGCAUUCCUGCAAAUAAAUUUUGUAAAAUGAAAA
Carassius auratus (goldfish) is the source of this 4002-nucleotide messenger RNA. Its product is annotated as heterogeneous nuclear ribonucleoprotein Q-like. Gene Ontology annotation, molecular function: RNA binding. Lineage: Eukaryota; Metazoa; Chordata; Actinopteri; Cypriniformes; Cyprinidae. The transcript is spliced from 11 exons. The record is from RefSeq and is a predicted model, not a curated record. The coding region runs from base 13 to 1842 and encodes 609 amino acids.